Molecule: messenger RNA, 819 nt
Organism: Rhinocladiella mackenziei CBS 650.93
Lineage: Eukaryota; Fungi; Ascomycota; Eurotiomycetes; Chaetothyriales; Herpotrichiellaceae
Exons: 1
Coding region: 1-819 (272 amino acids)
Source: RefSeq, a predicted model, not a curated record
AUGAAAUCCCUUGCUCUCCUCCUAUUUGCCACAUUCUAUGCUUCCGCCGUCUCCGCGGACGCCCUUGACGAUGCCAUCGCCCUAUUCAAGCGCCAGAGUGUUCAACUGUCAACCGGUGGCACUGACACGACCAGUCCAACUUCGACAGCCACCAGUUCUGACGACGACGACGAUGACGACGACGACAAUACUACCACCGUCGUAACCUCACCUUCAGCUUCCCUCCCCCCGGUUGUCACCGAAUCUUCUACAAUUACCCAAUCUCCAACCGAAUCUGCCUCAGUCACGGUAAUCGUGAGCACUUCUACUCAGACACCUAGCAGUUCCUCAGAAGAACCCACAUCAACAGAAGCUCCCACCUCCACGGUGAGCACCAACACGGUCACGCCAUCUCGAACGUUGGUCACCACCAGUGCCACACAAGAAGUCGUUACGACGAUCACCAGUGUCAGCGCUGGAAGCACAUGGCACAUUACCAGCACAAGCAAUAGCGUGGUUCCCAUCACCACAAGUGUCGAUCCAGCGUCUCUGACCGACGGAGACGGCAGCGGCGGCAGCUCUGGACUCAGUGACACGGCCAAGAAGACUAUUGGUGGUGUUGUCGGUGGUGUUGGCGGAGCUUUACUUCUCGCUGGAUUGGCCUAUACUGCCUGGCGUAUCUGGGGCAAGAAGAAGAAUCUUCAUGACGAUGAUCUGUACGAUCCCAACCUCAACCAAGACAAAUUGAGUGCAACAACCGGAUCCGAUAGCACCCCAUUCCGUUCGACUCUGGAUCAAUAUCAUUCUCCUGGUCCCGUCAACACUGCAUCCAACUUUUAA